AGUCUAAAGCCUUCACCCCAUUUAUUUGCCCAGUUGAGUAAAGUCAUCAAAUUAAGUAAAGUUCAAGAGGUUAUUUUUGGUCUUGCUUUAUUGAACUCUUUCAGUUCAGAUCUACGAGGUUUUGCUGCCCAGUUUAUCAAACAGAAACUCCCAGAUCUUUUGCGCUCUUACAUUGACGCGGACGUCAGUGGAAAUCAAGAAGGUGGCUUCCAAGAUAUUGCAAUAGAGGUCCUGCACCUUCUCCUCUCCCAUCUCCUUUUUGGGCAGAAGGGAGCCUUUGGGGUAGGACAGGAACAGAUUGACGCUUUCCUCAAAACAUUACGUAGAG
Molecule: messenger RNA, 328 nt
Organism: Pterocles gutturalis (yellow-throated sandgrouse)
Lineage: Eukaryota; Metazoa; Chordata; Aves; Pterocliformes; Pteroclidae
Product: CCR4-NOT transcription complex subunit 1-like
Exons: 3
Source: RefSeq, a predicted model, not a curated record